CCUCUUGUUGUCCUCAAAAGAAGAUCUGUGAUCUCCCAAAGAAAUUCCCCAAAUUUUACAAAACUGUCAUCAUUGAGAUUUAACGCCUCAGACACCUGUCGCACAGGUUACCAUUUACUCCAUCAGCAGUCUUCCCAAAUGUUUUAUUUUGUACCUUCGCAACUCUAAUCGUUUCCUGUCGCUUUCCCACCAUUAUAUAACUCUACUGUUAAUUCUUUUAGAUCUCGGUAGCUUAAAUCUGCCGACAGAACCACAGAAAUAAAACUUUGCUUGUGCGACGCAGUAUUGACCGCCUCCAAACGCCGCCUCCUAUCAGCGAUAAUGGAUUUCAGGCUAGAAUUCCCGAGUGAGAUACUGUCCAUUGUUUUUCAAGACCUUGACCCGCAAGACUUGAUCAGUUGCAGUCGCACUUGUUGGCCCUGGAAUGCUGCUGCAAACUCACUCCUCUAUGAAACAAUAUCUUUCUAUUCGCAUGCCAAGCUCCAGCAGUUUGUGGAAUCUAUCAACGAUUCCCAGAACCACCAUGAAAAGUGUGUUGAAAGUAGCAUCAGCAGUCACCAGCCACUCGGACAGCUCGUUAAAUCCGUGGAAAUAAUAACAGGCUAUUCUCAUCAUGAUGAUAUACACAGUUACUCGACGAUGCUUUCUCGACUUGCUUCCAAAACUCCAAACGUCCAUACAUCGAAUCUGGGUCUGCCUAUUUUGUCUUCAGAUACUGAUAGUGGAGUGCCAUUCGAUUGGAGCAACUUGGCCUCACAAUGGUCUAAAUUGACAAGUUUAUCUCUCAAGGGAUCAUUCGGAUAUGAGCUGGAACCAUACGACUUAAACAACAUCAAUGAUGUAUUCAUUAGGCUACAACAUCUCAAUAUCACUCGCUGCGAAGAUAUUCUUACCCACAUGUUGCCAUCACUGCCUACCAUGCCAUAUUUACAAUCGUUCACGGCCACUGUCUACCAUACAAGCGAUUACCAAGCGUUAAAGAAGAUAUUGCAAAACUGUCAAAACACUCUACACACAUUGAUCAUAGAUUUUCAUAGCUAUCUACGACCUCUUUCAGUCAAUCUGGAUGAUUUUAAAAUAGGUCGCAAACAGUUGAAAGCAUUCGGACUCAUGAAGUAUGAUGAUUCGCAAAUUAACAUCACUAACUUCGGAGACAGCCUGGAGCACCUUGAAUGGUGGGUCUACAGCAAGGAAACUGACGAAACAUUGGACCAGUCAAUACAUCAAGCCAUGAUUAAGACAAGCACCCUCAAGACCUUAUCCUUCGCUGGAAACAUGGCUCUCGAUCAUAUUCCUUUUGUUUUAGACGCCAACAAAAACAGCUUGCAUACUUUCUAUCUCGAUCAUAUGGAAGGCAAUGAUCUAAUCGCACGCUUACAAGCGAGCAAUGUGCGACUCUAUAACAUCACUACCCUUUGUAUUGAAUGCAUGUUUCUCGAAAAUGCAGAUGUACGCUCACUAGCCGAGAUAUUUCCCAAUGUGGAGUUCCUAGCACUGUGCAGAAACAGGCGGUCGCGCGAGAUGACAAGGAGCAUAUCGAGUGGAAGCAAGCGAACAAUAUGGAGAUUGGAAAGGGGGGAAGAAUGGAUUGCCACGGAUGCUCUAUCUCAUUUUCAACAUUUGAAAGCUCUUGACAAAAUCACCUUUCCGGAACUUAUAGAUCAAAGCUUAUCCACUUAUCAACAAUGCGUGAUCUUAAGGCCCAAACAUAAGGGGCAACCUAGCGUGAUUCCCUUGUAGGGACCGGGAAGUAGUUACAGGUCUCUACUAUAAUUCUUUGUACAUAGAAUGGAAUGAAUAAAUAAUGUAAAUUGUAACUGUAAAUUUUAUCUUCACCUAAUGCAAAGAUGCAGAGAUUGGGCUGUCGUGUGCUUCAAUUUUU
Umbelopsis ramanniana AG is the source of this 1882-nucleotide messenger RNA. RefSeq lists its product as uncharacterized. The transcript has 2 exons. The record is from RefSeq and is a predicted model, not a curated record. NCBI's taxonomy places the organism in Eukaryota, Fungi, Mucoromycota, Umbelopsidomycetes, Umbelopsidales, Umbelopsidaceae. Gene Ontology annotation, molecular function: protein binding. Bases 322 to 1740 code for a protein of 472 amino acids.